CCGGCCCGUUUCCUCUCCACCACAGACCAGGCCCGUAAACACCUGGUGCAUCCUGCUGCCCACAACAAACUCUCCCUCCACGCCCGGACGCCAGAUGGACACCAAAAGCAACACAGCCAUUCCGCCAGCCAACCAGCCAGCUAGCCAGCCAGCCCCGGACCGCCUCCGACUCAUCGGCCGCUUGCAGCUGGCCCUGUCAGCUCCACCAUGGCACAGUUGGCCGCGUCCCCAGUCCGCCAACACGUCCAUGUGGGUGCCGUGCUGGGAUCCCGCCCAUGGUCGUCUGUCUUGAUCUUGCCCUCACCUUCGUGCCCUGCACCGUCUGGAUCGGGCUGACCCUGACGCCCGGUGCCACGAUGCCAGAUCGUGCAACCCGAUGGCCGUUUGUCUUUUGGGCUAGCUUCAUCGCUCGUCUCCAUGCUCGACGGUUGCAAAGCAGUCGCGCCGCAAACAUGACCACGUACUACGUCCCAUCCGCUCUCAACCGGCCUGCCGACCCCGGACCAGGCUCUUGGAAAACUCCCUUCCCUGGCAAGCCGAACUUUUGCCGGCCCCUCGUAGCUCCAAGCGUUGCUGUCGUGCACGCCGUUUUCUGUCACUUCACCAUAGCUCCACGCACAGCCAGAUCGUGCCGCCAGACCUGGUGUUCGGGACCAGAUGGCCUCUACUAGUGUCCGCUUCUUUUGCAGCCCCAGCAGCCAAUCGGGCUGUUUUUUUUUGCACAGCCUCGUCAAUAACAUCACGCCGUUCAGCCAGCAAGACAGAGGCUGGCCAUGUCCAUCAUCAAUCCGCCUACCCUGUAGAGCAACAUUGCUUCUCUUUUGAGCACACUCCAUAGUUGCACCAGAGAGCCUAUCCCCCCCACAUCACUGCACACCACCCAAGUAGCUCGACAAUUCUUUUGGCAUGGAGCUGAUCGUAUUGCCAGUUUGGCUGUCAAGCUACCUGCUUACUAUGUCACCAUCACCUCACCGCCGAGUCGUUGUCGACGCCUACAGGGCCUAGAGCGAUGUACAGAGCACAUUGACGGACCUACGCC
Bipolaris sorokiniana ND90Pr is the source of this 1039-nucleotide messenger RNA. RefSeq lists its product as uncharacterized. Lineage: Eukaryota; Fungi; Ascomycota; Dothideomycetes; Pleosporales; Pleosporaceae. Bases 276 to 671 code for a protein of 131 amino acids. The record is from RefSeq and is a predicted model, not a curated record. The transcript has a single exon.